Messenger RNA from Raphanus sativus (radish), 1995 nucleotides. Its product is annotated as pre-mRNA-splicing factor SLU7-like. Gene Ontology annotation, molecular function: pre-mRNA 3'-splice site binding. The record is from RefSeq and is a predicted model, not a curated record. Gene Ontology annotation, cellular component: spliceosomal complex. Gene Ontology annotation, biological process: mRNA splicing, via spliceosome. Bases 171 to 1781 code for a protein of 536 amino acids. Lineage: Eukaryota; Viridiplantae; Streptophyta; Magnoliopsida; Brassicales; Brassicaceae. The transcript has 10 exons.
AACAUGUACAUCUCAUUCUCAGCCAAAUAAAAACCAAACAAAAUAAUCGGCUUCAUCACCAUCAUCAUCAUUCGCCAUUUUGAAGUUCAAGCAAUUAAGCAGUCUCUUGAUCAGUUUCGUGUGUUUCCUUGGGAGCUAGUAGACUUACAUAUACGGUUAGAAAACGCAACAUGGCUACUGCAUCAGUUGGGUUUAAGUCAAGAGAAGAGCACCGUAAGAAGCAAGAAUUGGAGGAAGCGCGUAAAGCAGGGCUUGCUCCAGCAGAGAUCGAUGAGGAAGGAAAAGAGAUUAAUCCUCACAUUCCUCAAUACAUGUCUUCUGCUCCUUGGUACCUCAAUGCAGACAAGCCUAGCUUGAAACAUCAAAGGAAAUGGAAAGUUGAUCCUAACUAUACAAAGUCGUGGUACGAUAGAGGAGCCAAAACGUUCAAGGCAGAUAAGUAUAGGAAAGGAGCUUGUGAGAACUGUGGGGCUAUGACGCAUAAGACAAAGUUGUGCACGGAGAGGCCAAGAAAGAUGGGAGCGAAGUGGACUAACAAGAACAUAGCUCCUGAUGAAAAGAUCGAGACGUUCGACCUUGAUUACGAUGGGAAAAGGGAUAGAUGGAACGGUUACGAUACUGCCAAAUAUUCGGUAGUGAUCAAGAGGUAUGAGGCUAGAGAUGAAGCGAGAAGGAACUUUUUAAAAGAGCAGCAGUUGAAGAAGCUGGACAAGAAACGUAACAAAAAGAGUGAUGAAGAAGAGUCUAGUGACGAAGAGGAAGCCCUGAAACUUGAUGAAGCCAAAGCUGAUGAGAGCAAGCAAAUGGAUUUUGCUAAGGUAGAGAAACGUGUUCGUACUACUGGUGGAGGCAGUACAGGAACUGUUAGGAACUUGCGUAUACGUGAAGACACUGCAAAGUAUCUUUUGAAUCUUGAUGUCAACUCUGCUUAUUAUGAUCCCAAGACGAGGUCUAUGCGUGAAGAUCCUCUUCCAAAUGCUGAUCCGAACGAGAAGUUCUAUGCGGGAGACAAUCAAUACAGAAUGAGUGGAGAAGCUCUAGAGUUCAAGAAGCUUAAUAUUCACGCGUUGCAAUUAUCCGAGAAAGGCCAGGAAGAGGUCAACAUGCAAGCUGCUCCUUCUCAAGCAGAGCUGCUUUUCAAGAAAUACAAAGAAGCGAAAGAGAAACUGAAGAAACAGAUCCAAGAAACAAUCACGGAGAAGUAUGGAAAUGCUGCUGCGUCUGUGGAAGACAUCCCAAAGGAGCUUUUAUUUGGACAAAGCGAGAGAGAAAUCGAAUAUGACCGAUGUGGAAGAGUUAUUAAAGGAAUGGAAGUGCCGGUACCUAAGAGCAAAUAUGAAGAAGAUGUUUACUUAAACAACCACACAAGUGUAUGGGGGUCGUGGUGGAAGGAUCAACAGUGGGGUUACAGAUGUUGUCAGCAAACAGUUAAGAACAGCUAUUGCACUGGUGUUGCGGGGAUAGAUGCGGCUGAGGAAGCUGCAGGUCUAAUGAGAACCAAUAUCGAAAGACAUGCUACAGCUUCUAAUGAUAGGUCCGGUCUAGUAGAGGAGAAAAGAUUUGUGACUUGGGGAAGUGAUACACCAGAAGAUCUUGUUCUUGACCGUGAAAAACUUGAUGAAGCUUUAAAGAAGGAGGAUGAGAGGAAGAGAGAGGAGAAAGAUGAAAGGAAACGUAAAUACAAUGUCCAAUGGAAUGAUCAGGUUACACCUGAGGAGAUGGAAGCUUACCGAAUGAAAAGAAUGCAUGAGGAUGAUCCCAUGAAGAAUCUUUUGCACUAGAGUGGCUUUGUUAACACAAUCUUGUUUCUUACUUUUGUGUUUGCAAUAUUAGUUAGAUACCUAUUGGUGCAUUUAUGUUAUCGAUUGUAUUGCACUUAUUAACUCGGAACAAAAGAUAAUGAGUGCGAGAAAAACUCUCUGACUGUUGUAAUGUUUCACAGAUCAACUUGUCUGAAGGAACCAUUUCCUCAAUAUGGACGCGCUGCCGAUUGUA